UCCCCUGAUUGCCAUUUCCACCAGCUGGGAUCUCGUGGUGCGCCCCACCGGCUUCCCACCUUUCUUUCUCCAGUCUCCGCACACAUAAAUCACGGGUGGGAGGCAGGAUUGCUCCCCCCGUGCACCGGGAAGCUGCUGCCCCGCUCCCUUGCUCACACGGGGCUUUGCAGUCGUGGUGGCAGCCGCGGCAGAAUCCAGCACUGAGGAAGCGAUUGAUUUGUCUACUAACAGAAGGCUGGAGUUGCCUACACGCACCUCUGCUGAGCUUUUAAACCAAGUCAUCGAGACUUAGCAUCAUCCUGCCCAGCAGGGAAGGGAGGAGUUGGCAGGAAUUUGGCUCUCCCAUUCCCUCUGCAAUUCUCCAGUGUCGCGGAGCACUAGACGUCUGCCAUGACUGACACUGUGUUCAGCAGCAGCUCCAACCGUUGGAUGUAUUCUGGUGACCGACCCCUUCAGUCAAAGUAAGUAGCUGAGCUUCAGGCAGGCUGGUCUGUCCAUUCCAGUGGUCAGCCUGACAGGCAGAGGAAGCAAGAAGAGCUGACCGAUGAGGAGAAGGAAAUCAUCAACAAGGUGAUCGCUCGCGCUGAGAAAAUGGAAGAAAUGGAGCAGGAGCGAAUUGGGCGCCUAGUGGAACGCCUCGAGAACAUGAGGAAGAACGUGGCUGGGGACGGGGUGAACCGCUGCAUACUGUGUGGAGAACAGCUGGGGAUGCUGGGCUCAACCUGUGUCAUAUGUGAGGACUGUAAGAAGAAUGUUUGCACCAAAUGUGGGGUGGAGACCUCCAAAAACCGCCUGCAUUCUGUGUGGCUCUGCAAAAUCUGCCUCGAGCAGAGAGAGGUGUGGAAGCGUUCUGGAGCAUGGUUCUUCAAAGGCUUCCCCAAACAGGUCCUCCCACAGCCCAUGCCUAUAAAGAAGACCAAGCCCCAGCAGCCUGUCAGUGAGCCCGCUGUCCCCGAGCAACCUGCCCCUGAGCCCAAGCACACGGUCCGGGCUCCUGCUCGAGCUGACACUGAAGAUAGGAGGGGUCCAGGCCAAAGGACAGGCCCUGACAUGGCCUCUGCUCCUGGGCGAGGAAGUUAUGGGCCUCCUGUGCGCAGGGCUUCCGAGGCACGAAUGAGCUCGUCUAGCCGGGAUUCAGAGAGCUGGGACCAGGGCCACAGCGGGGGUGCUGGAGACUCCAGCCGGAGCCCAGCAGCAGGUUUGAGACGGGCCAACUCAGUUCAGGCCUCCAGACCUGCUCCAGGCCCAGUGCAGAGCCCAGUUCCACUGCAGCCGGGGCAGCCAGGACCCCCAGGGGGCAGCAGACCCAGCCCUGGGCCAGCAGGACGCUUUCCAGAUCAGAAGCCGGAGGUGGCUUCGAGUGACCCUGGUUAUACAGGGACUACUGCCCCACCCCGAGAGGAGAGAACGGGGGUAGCUGGGGCCUACUCAGCCAUUGGUACCAGGGAAGACCGAGCGGGCCACCCCCCAGGGCCCUAUUCCCAAGCAUCAGCAGCUGCCCCCCAGCCUGCCGCAGCCCCUGCCUGCCAGCCACCACCCCCGGAGGAGGAGGAGGAAGAAGCCAACAGCUACGAUUCGGAUGAUGCAACCACCCUGGGUACCCUGGAAUUCAGCCUUCUCUAUGACCAGGACAACAGCUCCCUGCAGUGCACCAUCAUAAAGGCCAAGGGACUGAAGCCCAUGGAUUCGAACGGCUUGGCCGAUCCCUAUGUUAAGCUGCACCUCCUGCCAGGAGCCAGCAAGGUACCAUAUGGCCUGGGCAUCUCUGCAAGCCGGUCCAACAAGCUUCGUACAAAAACUCUACGGAACACCCGGAACCCCAUCUGGAACGAGACCCUGGUCUAUCACGGCAUCACGGAUGAGGACAUGCAGAGGAAGACCCUCAGGAUCUCUGUCUGUGAUGAGGACAAAUUUGGCCAUAAUGAGUUCAUUGGUGAGACCAGAUUCUCCCUCAAGAAACUGAAGCCCAACCAGAGGAAGAAUUUCAAUAUCUGCCUGGAGCGAGUGAUUCCCAUGAAGCGUGCUGGGACUACUGGGUCAGCCCGAGGCAUGGCCCUUUAUGAGGAGGAGCAGGUGGAGCGAAUUGGUGACAUAGAAGAACGAGGCAAGAUCCUGGUGUCCCUCAUGUACAGCACACAGCAGGGAGGCCUCAUUGUGGGCAUCAUACGCUGCGUGCACCUGGCCGCCAUGGACGCCAAUGGCUACUCAGAUCCAUUUGUCAAACUGUGGCUGAAACCAGACAUGGGAAAGAAGGCUAAACAUAAGACUCAAAUUAAAAAGAAAACCUUGAAUCCCGAGUUUAAUGAGGAGUUUUUCUAUGACAUCAAACACAGCGACCUGGCAAAGAAAUCACUGGACAUCUCUGUUUGGGACUAUGACAUUGGCAAAUCCAACGAUUACAUUGGAGGCUGCCAGCUGGGGAUCUCAGCCAAAGGAGAGCGCUUAAAACACUGGUACGAGUGUCUGAAAAAUAAGGACAAGAAGAUUGAGCGUUGGCACCAGCUACAGAAUGAGAACCACGUGUCGAGCGAUUAGGACGGUGCCCAGGUCCCCAACUCCAUGUCCCGCCCCCUGCCUGGGUCACCCCAGCCUGCCCAGCUGCCCACAGCACUCUGGUCUCUCUUCUUUAUGCCUGCCUCCCCCGGUCCCCUGCCGCCUUCCCUGAGCCCACCUUUGAGGUCCCCUCAUGUUGGGCUGCUGCCAAAGACUCCCCCCUUUCUGAUGCUGAGCCGGGCUCUAAACAAAGUCCCUCUCUGGUCCUGGGAUAGAGACCUAGGAUGGGGGUGGGGAGAGGUCUUCAAAGAGGUUGGUUAUUUAAUAACCUCUCAGUUUGGGUAAAUUUGUGAGGGUUCUUCAUCACUGGGACUGUUUUUAGACCCUCCUGGCCUUGAACACACACACACACACACCCCUUUGGUUCCCUGUGUUGUGUCUGCAUCUUCCCUCAGUUGUUAGAAGACCCAGUCAAUGCUGUGAGGACAACGACAAGCAUCGGAGCAAAAAUAGAGCCUCUGAACUCCUCUGCCCCUCCAAAAUACACCCCCCAAUUGCCAGGAAAACAGACCACCAUGUUUAAGAACCCACCUUCCCUGCUCCAAAUGCAUCAAGAAAUGGACCCAUAGAAAACCCGGGUGGACUUAAAAGCCCUUCUCUUUCAGAAUGUUACCUGUUUGCUUCCUAGCCAAAAAAAAAGUACCCUUUCUCUAUUGCCUUCCCUCUUUCCUUUCCCUAACUUUUGUCACGUUACAUUCUCCCUUUCUCAGCCUCUCAGCUCUUCUCUCUACUCCCUGCCUCCCCUCCGCUCCCCUUUCUGGUGGUAUAAAUAGCAAAAACAAGAAACCUGUGUCUUAACCCAGCCUCCUGCUCUCAUCUCCUUUUACCAACCUGACCAAAAAACUCUGAGAAACUGGCCCAGACCUGAAGCUCCACCUGGGCUGAUGCUUCUUAAAUCACCCACUUCUGUUGGCAGAGCCAGGCAUCCUCCGACCUAGGACUGGCAGCUGGUGCUGCCCCAGGUGCAUGGCAGCCUCCUUCAAGCUGCUUAAGUGCCCCAUAGAGGGGCUCCCUCAGCCCCUGCUCCCAGGUGAGCACAGGAGACAUUUAGAAGACCAGGGCUGUGGGUCCAAGGGGGCCCCUCCAAAGCCUUUCUCCGUCCUCUGCUCUUAGUUAGAUGAACAAGCUAGGCCCGUCCCUGACAGCCUUUGACGCUGUUUCAUUGAUUCUCUCACAUCCUGUCUCUCAUUCAGAACUACCCUGAGUCUCUGUCUCUUUGUCUGUGUCUCUGUCUCCUGCACUCUUUUUACUAAGUUUGCUGGGAAAAUCAAAUACCAUCAUAGACAUGAAACUUUAGAAAGUGGCAGACGCUGAUGCUAAAGGCUUUUGGUUCAUCAAGUAUUCACUUUCUUCCCACAAUUUUCUUUUUAAAAAAGGAGGAAAAGGCAACGUGGAAAAACAUUAUACAUUUGAGGUUGGGGUCAGGCAGUUUUCGGUGCCCCCUAGAAAAGUUUGAUUUUCCCAAUUUUUAUUAAGUCCUUUUUCUCGUGAAAGUCAUCCCAAAUCAUCUUGAGUCCUCAUCAUUCUCUAUAAAAGCAUCAGAUGGAUGCUGAAACUCUCACUUUCCCCCAAAUCACAUGCCCUCCACCCUUAGCUCCCUGCACAAUUCAUUGGAGGACUCAUUUCUUACCUUGAAUAAUCGUUUUCUAAAUACUGAGCUCUUUGCCUGCCCCUAGGUGGCCAACAGCUUCUUGGACACCAUCUUUCCUUUCAGCCCCAUCUUUCCCCACUAGUCCCCUGUGGCACCUACUCUUAGCCUCCCUCCCCUGCCACGGUUCACCCUUAGAAGAAAGCAUGCUGGCUGUGUUGCCCAAGCCUGACGCUGGUGUUGGCGCUGGAAUCAGCAUGCAGCAAGCUCACAUGCUCCUAGUCAGUCUGGGUGCACUCUCUUCCCGACAAAUGUAAUCACCCCCCUGCCUAGAAUACAGUCACAGCCUCCAGUGCAUGCACAACCACCCACCAUCUUUCUUUGUGGAGAUGUAGCCAAAAAUAAAGUAGGAAUAUCCAAGAAAA
Molecule: messenger RNA, 4566 nt
Organism: Nycticebus coucang (slow loris)
Lineage: Eukaryota; Metazoa; Chordata; Mammalia; Primates; Lorisidae
Gene: RPH3A
Product: rabphilin 3A
Exons: 21
Coding region: 592-2535 (647 amino acids)
Biological process (GO): intracellular protein transport
Cellular component (GO): membrane
Molecular function (GO): small GTPase binding
Source: RefSeq, a predicted model, not a curated record